Penicillium verrucosum is the source of this 3102-nucleotide messenger RNA. RefSeq names its product ribonuclease Z. The record is from RefSeq and is a predicted model, not a curated record. The coding region runs from base 1 to 3102 and encodes 1033 amino acids. Gene Ontology annotation, biological process: mitochondrial tRNA 3'-end processing. The transcript has a single exon. Gene Ontology annotation, cellular component: mitochondrion. Gene Ontology annotation, molecular function: 3'-tRNA processing endoribonuclease activity. Lineage: Eukaryota; Fungi; Ascomycota; Eurotiomycetes; Eurotiales; Aspergillaceae.
AUGAAAUUCUUCUACCAGGUCAUCUCGACCCCAACGGCCGAUACCCCCGGCACGUCCGUUUGCCUCAACUUCCCAGACAAGCGAUACCUUUUUGGUCAGCUAUCGGAAGGCACACAGCGCGCAUGCACAGAGCGCGGGGUUAAGCUUUCUCUUCUCACCGAUGUCUUUGUCACUGGACGGACGGAAUGGGCCAACACGGGCGGGUUGAUUGGGAUUGUUUUGACCCUUGCUGAUACGGUGUCAACCUCUAUGGCAGCCGUCGAGGAGGAAAAUCAGAAGAAGGCUGCCCGCAGGGCGCAAAGGGAGACCGAAGAAGGCAAACAGCCCAAGCCCCGUGAACCCAAGGAGCAGGAAGGCGAGGGGAUAUCGCAGAGAGGUAACUUGACGAUUCACGGUCCUGCGAACCUUACACAUACACUAGCUACGGCUCGGCGGUUUGUUUUCCGGAAGGGCAUGCCGGUGUAUUUGAAUGAAUAUGGCUCGGAGACACUGGCCAAGCAAAUGUCUAUCGGUGCCAAGGAUCCCUUUGAGAAGCCCUCAUGGUCAGACUCUAACAUCAAAGUCUGGGCCUUACCUCUCAGACCUCACUCAUCGGCUCAUUCUCAAUUUACGCAGCCGCGGUCACAGAGUCCACGAAAGCGGAGCUUGGAUGAGUUCCAGGAAUCUGAACAGCCCGAAGAUCAUAUGGACCAGCGUACCAAGAACCUGCUCGUGACGCAGUCCAUUGUGCAGGACAUGUUCAACUCAACAUGGAAGAUGGACGCCCUCCAUGAAACCCCAUUGGCCCAAGUCAAGAUGCCGGCCGCUAUAUUCAUUCGCAACCCGGAAACCAAAGACCUUGAGCAAUACAAGGGUCCGGUGCCAGGCGGCCCAGAGGCGCUUCCAGAUAUCAAGGUGCUUGUUCGAAAGCCCUGGCCCGGUGCGACCGUCGAGAGUCUCCCGGCCACUUCUCCCUCAAGGGAGGCAGUCUGCUAUAUCGUGCGGAACCAUGAUAUCCGCGGAAAGUUUGACCCGAAGAAGGCGCAAGAAUUGAAAGUCGAGAAGGGCGCUAAGUACUCAAAUUUGACGAAGGGCCAGAGCGUUGAGUCUCUGGAUGGGAAGACUAUUACCCCAGAAAUGGUUCUGGGACCGACCCGAGCCGGAAAAGGCACUGCUAUCAUGGAAGUGCCAUCCUCCGAGUAUGUUGAGGACUUGGUUAGUCGGGCCGAAUGGAAGUCACCAGCUGUAACGACCGAGUUGCAAGCGUUUAUCUGGAUUCUUGGACCAGGUGUGGCCGAGCAUCCUAAAUUCCAGGAAUUCGUUGUCAGCAUGUCCCACUGCAAGCACACUGUGUCGAGCCCAGACCACUGCCCGAACUACCUGGCGUUCACCAGUUCCGCUAGCUCAACUGUUCGACUUGCCCGUCUGAAAGCCGAUAGCUAUGCGGUUCCUGUUCACGACAAUGUGUCCCUCCCCCAACCCGGCACCCCUAACGCCAAUUCGGAAUCUGCGAUAGCUGCUCGCCAGAAUUGUCCACUGCAGCCUCUUGAACCUGGAUUCAUCAUCAACAUGGAGCCCAAUUUCGGGUUCAACAGCGACGAAGUGAUGACCCGCUUCAACCCGUCGAAUGCAUUGGAUAACAUCCCGCGUUCUGUCCAGAAACGGAUGGAAGUCAUUCGCAGCCGCGUCGCUAAGCCUAUAUUUCAGAAAAAGUUGCACGAGCAUCGAACACAAUGGCCUGGAGCAGAUGCAGAGAUCAUCGCGCUGGGUACUGGUUCCUCUGUUCCAUCGAAAUACCGAAAUGUCUCUGCCACACUGCUGAAGGUGCCUGGGUAUGGCUACUACUUGCUUGAUUGUGGCGAGAAUACCCUUGGUCAACUGAAGCGAGUUUUUGAGCCUGAAGAACUUCGUGAAGUGCUUCGAAACCUGCGAAUGAUCUGGAUCAGUCAUUUGCACGCUGAUCAUCACCUAGGAACGGUCUCUGUGAUCAAGGCCUGGCACACGGAGAACUUCCAGAAUGGAUCUGGCUCUUCUGCUAGACCUGAAGCCAAUAUGGCCAAGAUCCUCCAGGAGAAGCGCCUGGCUGUUGUGUCUGAAUAUGCGAUGAUUUCCUGGUUGGAAGAAUAUUCACAGGUCGAGGACUUCGGAUUUGACAAACUGCUUACCCUUUCCGCCCAUCCCGAAGUAAAUGGGCCUAAAAUCACCACCUCGUUCACACACCAGCCAUCUAGCCAUCGUCGUCAUACUGUUACCUUCACGGACGAAUCUUCCCCCCUCACUCCUCUUCUCAAGUCUGCCACUGGUCUUGCAGACCUACUCACUUGCCGCGUCAAACACUGCAAGGGUUCGCUCGCUGUGUCCCUUGUCUUCUCAAAUGGAUUCAAGGUUUCCUACUCUGGCGACUGCAGGCCAUCGGACAAAUUUGCCAUCAUUGGACAGAAUUCGACCGUGCUCAUCCACGAGGCCACCUUCCAACCCGACAUGGUCGGAUCGGCUAGGGCCAAGCGGCACUCGACCUCCUCCGAGGCAAUUGAAGUCGGCCGCCGCAUGCAAGCGCGCGCUGUCCUGCUCACACAUUUCAGCCAGCGCUACCAGAAGGUAGCCUUUGUAGACAAUCGGAACCCACGCAAAUUGGAAUUCAACGGGGACGCAGCUGCAAAGGAGCCCGCAGAUGCGGAUAUUCCAUUCGAUGACCCUCAAGAUGAAUCAGCGGGCCCCGCUGAUGUCCUACUGUCCGACGACAUCACGACGACAUCUCGACAAAGGCUCGGCGUUUAUACUGGCCCCGUCGCGGGAGCGAUGGACUACAUGCGUAUCAAGGUCGGGGACUUCGCCCUUGCGCAAGCAUAUGCACCAGCAUUGGAGAAGCUCAUCGAGCUCUUGGAGCGAGCGGCGAACGAGGAAACCGAGCGCCUGAAACAGACGCGUCAGCAAGAGGAGAAUGCUCGCAAGGCAAAGAAUAAUAAGAAGUGGGCUAAGCAAAUGGCUACUGCUACGGCUGCGGCAGUUGCGGCAGCAGCAGUUGAGACUAGCGAUGUCCAGACGGCGCCCAGUCGAUCUAUCUGGAGUGCCAGUGAAAGCGAGGAGGGAUGGGAGACGAGUGACUACGAGGAGUGUUCCUAA